Molecule: messenger RNA, 360 nt
Organism: Rhizophagus irregularis DAOM 181602=DAOM 197198
Lineage: Eukaryota; Fungi; Glomeromycota; Glomeromycetes; Glomerales; Glomeraceae
Source: RefSeq, a predicted model, not a curated record
AUGAGGACAGAUACUCUGCAUUCUUCUGGAAAAGCUCUUCCUCCAAUUGUAUCUGCUAUUGUAUUUGUUUUUAUUUUUAAAGUCCCAUACUGUAGCACACCAAACUCAGUCAGAGUCAAAAUUUCUUGUCAAAGGAUGAAGAAAUUGGAUGUUGUGAAUUUGAAUGAAUUUGGAAUCCUUCAAGAAGCCCAAGCCCAAGAACAUAACCAACUUUGGGCUAUCACGCAAAAAGAAUCUUGGAACGCCCAAAUGGUGUCCAAAUUAUUAGGAAAAUUACUCAUCAACUACAAAUUAGAAGACUUAGAAAUGAAUAUUUAUUUUAAUAACAUCUAUAAGGUCUUCUUUUUCAACAUCUGCUGA